Messenger RNA from Ornithodoros turicata, 2994 nucleotides. RefSeq names its product programmed cell death 6-interacting protein-like (gene ALiX). Gene Ontology annotation, cellular component: endosome. Lineage: Eukaryota; Metazoa; Arthropoda; Arachnida; Ixodida; Argasidae. Gene Ontology annotation, biological process: mitotic cytokinesis; multivesicular body sorting pathway. The record is from RefSeq and is a predicted model, not a curated record. Gene Ontology annotation, molecular function: protein binding.
AAUAUCCUGUUUGGAUUUGAGGGAACCGGAGGAAACGUUACUCGGAGAGGGCGAUGGCUACCUAUCUGGCGAUACCUCUGAAGAAAACCUCUGAAGUUGACAUUGUUAAACCCCUCAGCAAUGUCAUAUCUGCAAACUACGCGACAGCAGAUGAACAUCCGAAUUAUACCGAGGCCUUGGUGGAGCUGAAUAAGCUACGCCUCAAUUCGACAUGGAGAACAUUGGACAAACAUGAAAGCUCGUUGGAGAUUAUGUACAGGUAUUACGACCAGCUUACCUCACUGGAAUCAAAGUGUCCUGCUAGCGACAUCCAAAUUCCGUUCAAAUGGAAAGAUGCUUUCGACAAGGGUGGAUUUUUUGGAGGUUCAGCAAGUUUGACCCUUUCGUCUCUGGCAUACGAGAAGAUAUGUAUCCUCUUCAACAUGGCAGCUAUGCAAUCCCAGAUUGCUGCCGACCUCGGUUGUGACACAAAUGACGAUGAAGCCAUGAAAACAUGUGCAAAGUAUUUUCAGCAAGCCAGUGGCAUAUUUCAACAACUAAAGCACACUGCCCCACCUGUCCACCAAGAUUUGACUCCAGACCUGGAAGCCGAUACAGUGACUGCCUUGCAGUCGUUAAUGCUUGCCCAGGCUCAGGAGAGUUUCUACCACAAAGCUGCAGCAGAUCAAAUGAAGCAUGCCAUUAUUGCGAAGGUGGCUUCCCAGUGCGAGGAUCUCUAUGCUGAUGCUGCUCGACAAAUGGGAAGAGAUUCCUUGAAAAACCUGUGGGAAAAGGAAUGGCUCGCAGUCAUAUCAAGCAAACAGGCAUCGUUUGGAGCCAUAGCACAGUACAAUCAAGCCAUGGUGUGUCGUGCUAACAAAGAUGUGGGAGAGGAGCUCUCAAGGUUGCAGUAUGCAGCAGAGCUGAUACGUACUGCAGAGUCACGGGGGGGACUCAGUUUUAACUUCAAGAACGAUGCACGAAAGAUCACGAUAGCGCACGAUGAAACAAAGAAGGACAAUGAUUUCAUCUACCAUGCCCGCAUCCCUGAGGUGAAGUCACUGGCACCUAUUGGAAAAGCUGCCCUUGCAAAGCCAUUGCCAGUUCCUGAGAAGUUUAGUUCGUCGGGUCAAGAUCUGUUCAGUGCCUUACUGCCAGUGUCUGUCAGCCAGGCACUGCAGAAGUUUGAUGUUAGGAAGUCGGAUAUCGUCAAUGGUGAAAUUGCCAAGCUCCGUCAUCAAACUCAACUGCUGAAUGGCUUCCUCACAUCUCUGAAUUUGCCUGCUGCCCUCGAGGAUACAACUGGAUCCACACUUCCCCAAAGUAUCAAAGACAAAGCCCAGUGUGUACGUGAGAAGGGUGGCAUACAGGCCAUUGAGAAGCUUAUCAAUGAUUUGCCUGUCCUGCUUGAAAGGAAUCAAGAAAUCCUGUCAGAGUGUGAAAGGAUGAUCAGGGAAGAGGAAGACUCUGAUAACCAGCUUCGGGCUCAGUUUCAAGAGCGUUGGACGAGGACGCCUUCUGAUAAAUUGAACACAUCUCUGAAAUCCGCUUCAGCGAAGUACAAGGAGAUCAUCUCUAAUGCUGUGCUUGCUGAUGGAGUUGUUCGAGAAAAAUUCAACAAACAUCGAAACUAUAUUGAGCUUCUAAGCCAACCCAAUGAUGGUGCAUUGCAGGGGGGCGUUCCGUCGGGUAGUCCAACAGCAUCAAACUCUCCAAGUGUUGUACGUCUACGUCAGCUUAUGGACCAAGUGGAGGCCAUUAAAGCUGAGCGUGAAGUUAUUGAAUCGCAACUGAAGGACUCCACGAUGGAUAUGAAACCAAAAUUCUUGGCUGCCUUGACCCAAGAUGGUUCCAUCAAUGAGCAGGCGCUCUCUGUGGAGAUGUUGGGCGAAUCUCUGGGACCUCUUCAGAAACAGGUGGCAGAUAGCGUUUCUCGCCAGGAAGCACUGGUACGGGACAUUCAGGCGGCCAAUUCAGAGUUCUGCCACGAAAAGCAAAGCAAGGGAGGAAAUACUCGUGAGUCUGCCUUGGUAGACCUUGCAGCAGCGCACGACACAUACAUGGAGCUCACAGCAAACCUGCAGGAAGGAACAAAAUUUUACAAUGACCUGACCCAAAUUUUGCUAAGCUAUCAGAACAAGCUGAGCGACUUCUGCUUUGCUCGCCGAACUGAAAAGGAAGAGCUUGUGAAGGACCUACAGCAAAGCAUCAUAAACAAGCCUACACAACCAACUCCCACCCCUCCUUCCCAUCAUGGUAAGGCAACACAGCCUCCACCACGGCCACCUCCCCCUACCACAGCGAGUGCACCUGUGACAGGAGGUGCAGGCGCGGCAGUACCCCCAUACCCUAUGAUGCCUCAAGGGAUGCCACAACCCCACAUGACCUACCCAGGCUACCCGCAGUACCCUGGAUAUACGCCGUACCCUGCAGUGCCAAUGCCAACUAUUUACAACCCAUACGCAGCGCCACCAGGUUACCCAGCAGGAGGUCCACCACAGUACCAGCCUUACCCCCAGUACCCGCAGCCACGGCAACCAUACAGCGACUAUCCAUACCCUAGGCAGCAGUAAUAGCACGUACCCAAGCAUGAACUCUUGAAGGUCAUUAAAUCAUGCAAGUGAAGUUUGGCAUGGUUGCAGCUCAACUUACUCAACAUUUUUCCUGCAGUUGCGAAGGAAGGAAGGUACGAUGUUGAUCAUGACUACCAACUGAAGAAAGAUGCUGUAGAUAUUAAAGUGGUGCAUUCCGUGAGUUAUGCAUAGGAUUCUUCUGGGAACGUGUUAUACAGAUCAUGCAAUUGUUUAGACCUUCGUUUGUAAUCAAUGCAAAAAAAUUGUGUUUUAUGAAGUUAUAGAAAACAUAGAAUGAAGUAUGACUUUUCUUAUGCAGGGACAGAUUUAUGCGUAUGUUUGAAUAGUUAAUUGUCUGUUUAACAACAUUUGCUACAUCAUGCAGUGAAUGGCCUGUGUAUAUUGUUUUUGUGUGCAUCUAAUAAAAUUGUUCAAUGAAGUG